This is a messenger RNA of Xyrauchen texanus (razorback sucker), 1631 nucleotides long. Its product is annotated as ADP-ribosylation factor 6. Lineage: Eukaryota; Metazoa; Chordata; Actinopteri; Cypriniformes; Catostomidae. The transcript is spliced from 2 exons. Gene Ontology annotation, biological process: intracellular protein transport; vesicle-mediated transport. The record is from RefSeq and is a predicted model, not a curated record. The coding region runs from base 729 to 1256 and encodes 175 amino acids. Gene Ontology annotation, molecular function: GTPase activity; GTP binding. Gene Ontology annotation, cellular component: cytoplasm.
GCCAGUUUCAUAGCGCUCUCGGCGGUUGUAAGUCGCGUGAUUGUAGGAGUGAACACCGGGUUUGAGAGAGCGAGAGAAUGGUGGGCCUCCGCAGGGGCACGUGAGACACAAUCCGAAAUUGGGACGGUUUAGAUCCAUGCGGCUCCGCUUCAGAAGACCCAGAUGAAAGACCACACAGCCGGCCAAAUUAACGCUCCACAGCCGAGCCCCUGAACGUCUUCGUCUGUUAUCCGGUUACACUUGGUGGGAAGGACAUAGAAAAGCCCCAGAGACGCACGUUCACACGCCAAGAGGAAGUCUCGAAAGACCGCAGGCUCUUAAAGAGGCCUCGCAGCACUGAACAACCACACAGGAACUAUACAGAAAUACCUGUUUCGACGCUUUCGUCUUAUUUUUGUGGAUUAUUAUCGAGUGGGGCACUUUUCCUACUGGUACCACCCCGCAACUGGAGCAAAAGCUCAACAAGUCGAGCUUUGACCUUUCAUAUUGUACGUGCAGUACUGGAAGUGUUCAGUACAGUCACUUAAUCAGCACUUCAGUAGCCCAAAUCUGUUCACGAUGUCUGUAUGUUCAAACUGACGAUACACAAACUCUGUAAAACCUGUUUACUUCCAUAUUUGCCAUUGUUUCGUCAUACAUCAUAGUUCUCUUAUAAGUCAACUGUCUUUAGAUUGACUCUCAUACUUUACAUUUUGGAGGGAAACGACUAAUUUGGAACAGUUUACAAGAUGGGGAAGAUGCUAUCAAAGAUAUUUGGUAACAAAGAGAUGAGAAUACUGAUGCUCGGACUCGAUGCCGCAGGGAAGACCACCAUCCUUUAUAAACUGAAACUGGGCCAGUCUGUGACCACGAUACCCACCGUUGGUUUCAACGUGGAGACGGUCACCUAUAAAAACGUCAAGUUCAACGUGUGGGACGUCGGCGGCCAGGACAAGAUCCGUCCCCUCUGGCGGCAUUACUACACAGGCACGCAAGGGUUAAUUUUCGUGGUGGAUUGUGCGGAUAGAGAUCGUAUCGACGAGGCCAGACAAGAACUCCACCGCAUCAUCAACGACCGUGAGAUGCGGGAUGCCAUCAUUUUGAUUUUCGCCAAUAAGCAAGAUCUGCCGGACGCCAUGAAGCCACACGAGAUCCAGGAGAAGCUGGGACUGACCCGCAUAAGGGAUAGGAAUUGGUACGUGCAGCCCUCAUGCGCGACAACCGGCGACGGACUGUACGAGGGCUUAACGUGGUUAACGUCUAACUACAAGUCUUAAUGACAGCGAUUGGCACUGACUGUUUAGGACAAAUGAACUCCAUAUGGGGCUGAUCCAAUGUCUCCAACGAAUAUUUGUGAUAUUUUGAUUUAGAGUUAACAUUGAUUUUCGCUUUGUUCUAAAAUGACCCUUAAAAAAUUAUCUGUUUGAAACAUAAUGAGUUUGGCUUGCUUGUAACUUUCCGUGUGUUGUGGCAAGCACUUGUCACUCACCUUGGAUUAUGGCUUAACAUGAUAAAGCAUUCCUAAAUGAAGAUAAUUUUUUUUUUUCUUAAAAGUGUAGGUUUUAUAUAUUUGUUGUCAUUAUUUCAAGCUUCUUUGAGAGUUUGGAGUUUUGUAUCCAACAAACAAGGGCGUAGCUUUGGCUUGAACUUUG